Cicer arietinum (chickpea) is the source of this 2270-nucleotide messenger RNA. RefSeq lists its product as uncharacterized. The record is from RefSeq and is a predicted model, not a curated record. Lineage: Eukaryota; Viridiplantae; Streptophyta; Magnoliopsida; Fabales; Fabaceae.
UUCUGAUCGAAUUGAUUGGCAUACUAUAAAAACUUUGAAAAUUAAAUUGACCAUAAGCAGAGGGAGUUGGUAUCAGAAGUUAACAACAGAAAUACCCGCUGGUAAGUAAGAGUCAGAGCGAAGACUAAAGGGAGACUAGAGAGACAAAUAAAUUAUGUUCCGAUCCCGGCGCCGCUCCCCUUACGGCGCCUAUUUAUGCGCCGUCAUUUCCGCCCUCCUCCUCCUUUUAUCCGUCUCACUUCUCUACUCUCGCCUCUCUCUCUCCCAUUCCCAUACUCACUCCAUCCCCCGCACUCUCCUCUCCGAUUCCGACUCCGACGCCGACUCCGACGACUCCGAUCUCUCCACUUCCGAUCCCAUCGACGAACUCGACUUCAUUGACCUCGACCAACAACAACAGCAAAACCAACCUCCUAACACCAAACCUUCCCUUUACUUCUUCGAUCCUCUCUCCUCCGCCAUUCGAAGAUCUUUCAAAACCCCUCCCAUUUUCAUCGACGAAAUCACCACCGACGAAUUCACCAUCUUCUCAUCUCCACAAGAUACUUCCAAGUCCGCCUUCAGCUCCGACGACAUCCCCCUCGACGAUGACGUCAUACACAAAGCAACAAUAAUCACGUCAAUCGAAGACGCGCUUCUUCUCAAAUCACCUUCCCUCAGAGAAAACUGGGGUGAAUGGUUCGACAAGAAAGCUCUCUUUCUCAGAAAAGAUAAAAUGUUGAAGUCGAGUUUCGAAGCUUUCAAUCCAAUGCUCAAUCCUCUUCUUCAAGAUCCCGACGCCGUCGGUGCCUCCGGUCUCACCAGAGGUGAUAGAAUCCUCUAUAAAUGGUGGAUCAACGAGUUCAAGAAUGUUCCAUUUUCACCUCACAAAAACAUUAACAACGGGAAACUAACGACCGUCGCUAAAGGUGUAGCAGAACGCAGAACUUUGAAUGAUAAUGAUAAUGAUAAAGAUAAAGCUGAGUUUUUUAAUCGUCAUAUAUAUGCCGAUGGUAAUAAUUGGGGUUAUUUUCCUGAAUUGCCACUGCGUUUGUCAUUUAAUCAUUUCAUGGAUGCAUUCUUCAGGAAGGGUAAAUGUGUCAUGAGGGUUUUUAUGGUGUGGAAUUCACCCACUUGGAUGUUCACUGUUAGGUAUCAGCGUGGUCUUGAGAGUUUGCUAUUUCAUCACCCUAAUGCAUGUGUUGUGGUCUUCUCUGAAACAAUUGAGCUUGAUUUCUUUAAAGAUAGCUUUGUUAAAGAUGGUUACAAAGUUGCUGUUGUUAUGCCAAAUCUCGAACAGUUGCUGGAGGGUACGCCUGCCGACAUUUUUUCUUCUGUUUGGUUUGAAUGGAAAAAGACAAAGUUUUAUUCCACUCAUUACAGUGAGCUUAUUCGUCUUGCAGCUCUGUAUAAGUAUGGUGGGAUCUAUCUAGACUCAGAUAUCAUAGUCUUGAAACCAAUUUCUUUUCUUAAUAAUUCUGUUGGCAUGGAGGAUCAUGCUUCUGGAAGUUCUUUGAAUGGUGCUGUGAUGGCUUUUGGAAGGCACAGUCUGUUCAUAAAGGAGUGCUUGGAAGAGUUUUAUAUGACAUAUGACGACACCAGUUUGAGAUCAAAUGGUGCUGAUCUAUUGACAAGGGUUGCACGAAAAUUUGUAGGAGAGAAGAAUAAAAAUAUCAAACGGUUGGAGUUGAAUGAGGAACCCUCACAUAUCUUCUUCCCCGUCAAUUCUCAGGACAUCACAAGAUACUUUGUUGCACCAGCAACAGGAACGGAGAAAGCUCAGCAAGAAGUUCUACUUGAAAAAAUAAAGCUUGAGUCAUUGACAUUUCAUUUUUGGAACAGCGUGACUUCUGCCCUCAUCCCAGAACCAGAUAGCCUUGUAGACCGGCUUAUGAAUUAUGCAUGUAUCCGAUGCUUGGAGUUACUGUAAAUGCCAAGUUAUGCCAAUGCUGCUGUACAAGUUUGUUGUAUGUUUGUGGUUGAAUGUUGGGUUGAACUCCACUGCUCGAAGAAGAGCUAAAAUAUAUACCGAAACCUUUGUAGACUAAGGCCAGCGUUACCGAAUGUUCAUAUGUUACAACUAACAAUGUAGAAUGUAUUAGAGAUGCAGUGGCUAAACACUGCAUGGUUUUGGGGGAAUUGUAGCUGAUAUUUUUUAUUAGUCAGUGAAGAAAUAGAGCAAGAUGUUGGUAUCAAUUUAUUCAAGUAAAUGUACAAGUGGUUUGAACUUUGAACCUCAUAUUUUCACCAAAAUGCUUGAGAUACUGGAUAUAUGAGUUCCAUUACUUAUA